CCAAUCCACCAUCAAAGAUGCAGCCUUUUUCCCCUCACAAUCGCUUCUUCUCCUCUCUCGACCAGCUCCAGAACCGACUCUCAUCGGAAUCCCAAUCCAAAACCCAAAACCCUCAACCUCCCCCUGAGUCAAACCCUUCUCUGUCUCCUCGCUGCCUCUCCUCUUACAUCACAGCUCCCGAACACGCCACCAUCAACCCAGGGCUCUCAGCGCGCCCCCCCGCCACCCAACAUCACGAAACAGACAACGACGGCGCCGACGACAUCGAGACCUUGAUGGGCCUCCUGGGCUUGUCGAUUGCUUCUUCGCCGGAGGCCUCUGCUUCGUGUUCCUGCGACUGCAGUGGGGCUGGGUUUUAUAAGAACGUCGUUGGAGCGGAGGGGCCGAGAUGCGAGAGGGAGAGGAGGAGAUUGGACGGCUGGAUCGAUUUGUAUCGCAGGGAGAGGGCAGAGCCGGGCGAGGCUGGCGGCAAUCUGAUGAUGCCGGAAAAAGCUGUGACGCUAGAGCCAAGAAUUGCGGGCGGCGGCGGUUUGAUGGGGGCUAGAGUUUUGCGGGCGGCGACUGUGGAGGAGUUUCUUGAGCGUGAUCCUUAG
Molecule: messenger RNA, 593 nt
Organism: Asparagus officinalis (garden asparagus)
Lineage: Eukaryota; Viridiplantae; Streptophyta; Magnoliopsida; Asparagales; Asparagaceae
Exons: 2
Coding region: 18-593 (191 amino acids)
Source: RefSeq, a predicted model, not a curated record